Molecule: messenger RNA, 918 nt
Organism: Trichomonas vaginalis G3
Lineage: Eukaryota; Parabasalia; Trichomonadida; Trichomonadidae
Product: serine threonine-protein phosphatase family
Exons: 1
Coding region: 1-918 (305 amino acids)
Biological process (GO): double-strand break repair via homologous recombination; peptidyl-serine dephosphorylation
Cellular component (GO): cytoplasm; nucleus
Molecular function (GO): protein serine/threonine phosphatase activity
Source: RefSeq, a predicted model, not a curated record
AUGGGUGAUUUUGAUCUUGAUGAGAUCUUAGCCACAAUUUGCCGUGGUGAGGCACUUGAUGAAGAAGUACUUGUUAAAUUGCUUAUGAAACUUAUGGAAGUUCUUUCCUGUGAAAGCAACUUAAUCGAAAUUUCUUCUCCGAUUACAAUAUGUGGCGAUGUACACGGCCAGCUUUAUGAUGUAUUCGAAUUGUUUAAAGCUGGUGGUGACCCCGCUACUACCAAAUAUCUCUUUAUGGGAGAUUAUGUAGACCGUGGAUACUAUUCCGUUCUUACAUUUUCAUACUUAGCUGCUCUUAAGCUCCGCUAUCCAGGAAAUGUCUACCUUCUUCGUGGUAACCACGAGUGCCGCCAAGUUAACCAAAUGUACGGUUUCUACGCCGAAUGUGUUCAAACAUAUGGCCACAUCGGAGUUUGGAACUUAUGCAACGAAGUAUUUGACCUUCUUCCAUACUGCGCCCUUAUCGAUGGUGAAAUCUUCUCAACACAUGGUGGUCUUUCUCCACAGAUCCCUCUCAUCGACAAAAUCAACUCUAUAUACCGUGUUGAAGAUGUACCAGCUACAGGACCAUUUGCAGACCUUACAUGGAGUGAUCCAGACGACUGCUGCUGGAGUCCAAAUCCAAGAGGCGCUGGACACUUAUUUGGCGAAAGACCAACACGCGAAUUUUGUCACCUCAAUGGCCUUCGCUUCGUAACACGUUCCCACCAGCUUGUUAUGCAGGGUUACGAAUGGUAUUUCAAUAAACUCCUUGUCAACGUUUGGUCUGCUCCGAACUACAUGUAUCGUAGUGGCAACCAAGCCAGUGUUAUGAAAUACGCUGGAAAUGGCGAAAACGAAUUAGUAAUUUUCGGUCCAUGCCCUACUUCAGAGGCAAAGGUCCCAGCGGAACUUCCAACAUCUUCAUAUUUCUUGUGA